CUCAGCCCCAGGCCCCUCACCUGGCAUCUCAGGGUGCUCUGGUGGAUUUCUGCAGCUGGUGUCAGACUGGGCAGUGCCUGGAACAGCCUCCACGAGGCCCUGCUCCUCACACCUGCGGAGGAAAGAGGGCCCGAUUCAGAACAUUUCCUGCACGUCAAAAGGCUCCUGCUUCGCAGAAAACUGGCUUCUUUUUGUGGAGGGUCAAUUUCUUCAUCUGGAAAAUGAAAGAAAACCCAGUCUUUCCCUUCCUAGAGGGGGCUGUCCUCCGCAGACAUCAGGGGAAGCCGGGCUGGGAAUCCUGGUUGACAGCACCUCUCACUUGAAGAGGCCGCAAGAGAACUCCUGCCCUGAGAGGAAGCCACAGGACCCAGCUGCACCCUGAGUUUGGUGUAUCCCACUUCCCUCUCAUUUGCCUGGUACACUCCUCCGUGUUCCCCAAGAUGCAGCAGAGACGUCACCUUCUCCAGGAAGUCUUCCUGAGUCUCCGCUGGGGCUGGUGCAGACUGGGGCCAUGACCACCCGCUUCCUCCCUGACACCCAGUGCUGCCCACAUCCCUCCCUGUCCCCUCAGUGCCUGCUGUCCCUAAUGUGCCCUGGGCUUCAGGUGUGUGCCCAGGUGCCCUGCCUGGCCCCUCUCGGUGCUGCCUCUCGGUGACCACAUUCCUGCAACCCCGUGACCACAACAGGGGACAUUACACAUUCCUGGCCUGGCAGCCAAUGGUGUAAAAAAGAACAGAAUGUCCCAGGGCCCCGCCCAACCUUCAGCUUCACCUGGGCCCCUCCCUGGCCUGGACAAGGCUCAUGAAAGGAGAGCGGCGGGAGGAGCAGGGGCUGGGCCCCGAACCCGCGGCGCCCCCGCAGCCCACGGAGGAGGAGGAGGCCCUGAUCGAGUUCUACCGCUCCUACCGAGACCUCUUCCAGUUCUUCUGCACCACCACCACCAUCCAUGGCGCCAUCCGCCUGGUAUGCUCCCAGCACAACCGCAUGAAGACGGCCUUCUGGGCCGUGCUGUGGCUCUGCGCCUUCGGCAUGAUGUACUGGCAGUUCGGCCAGCUCUUCGGGGAGUACUUCAGCUACCCCGUCAGCCUCAACAUCAACCUCAACUCCGACAAGCUCGUCUUCCCCGCCGUCACCAUCUGCAACCUCAAUCCCUACAGGUACACGCAAAUUAAAGAGGAGCUGGAGGAGCUGGACCGCAUCACAGAGCAGACGCUCUACGAUCUGUACAAAUACAACUCCUCCAACACCCUGGCGGCCCACCCCCGCGGUCGCCGCGACCUCUGGGAGACCUGGCCGCACCCCCUGCAGCGCCUGGCGGUCCCGGCCCCGCCCUCCCGGGCCCGCGCAGCCCGCAGCACCGCCUCCAUUGUGCGGGACAACAACCCCCAAGUGAACUGGAAGGACUGGAAGAUCGGCUUCCAGCUGUGCAACCAGAACAAAUCGGACUGCUUUUACCAGACUUACUCGUCAGGGGUGGAUGCAGUGAGGGAGUGGUACCGCUUCCACUACAUCAACAUUGUCUCGUGCCUGGGGGACACUUCUCCGUCCCCGGGGGAGGACAUGCUGGACAACUUCAUCUUCGCCUGCCGCUUCAACCAGGCCCCCUGCAAUCAGGCGAAUUACUCUCACUUUCACCACCCGAUGUAUGGGAACUGCUACACUUUCAAUGGCAAGAACAACUCUAACCUCUGGAUGUCUUCCAUGCCCGGGAUCAAAAAUGGCCUGUCCCUGACGCUGCGCACAGAGCAGAAUGACUUCAUCCCGCUGCUGUCCACGGUGACUGGGGCCAGGGUAAUGGUGCACGGGCAGGAUGAGCCUGCCUUCAUGGAUGAUGGCGGCUUUAACUUGCGGCCUGGCGUGGAGACCUCCAUCAGCAUGAGGAAGGAAGCCCUGGACAGACUUGGGGGCAACUAUGGUGACUGUACCAAGAAUGGCAGCGAUGUCCCUGUGGAGAACCUUUAUCUUUCCAAGUACACACAGCAGGUGUGUAUCCGCUCCUGCUUCCAGGAGAACAUGAUCAAGGAGUGUGGCUGUGCCUACAUCUUCUAUCCACUGCCCAAGAAUGCGGAGUUCUGUGACUACAGGAAGCAUAAUUCCUGGGGUUACUGUUACUAUAAGCUUCAGGAUGCCUUUUCCUCGGACCGCCUGGGCUGUUUCACCAAGUGCCGGAAGCCAUGCAGUGUGACCAGCUACGAGCUCUCUGCCGUUUAUUCACGAUGGCCCUCAGUGACAUCCCAGGACUGGAUCUUCCAGAUGCUAUCCCGACAGAACAAUUAUACCAUCAACAACAAAAGAAAUGGGGUUGCCAAACUCAACAUCUUCUUCAAGGAGCUGAAAUACAAAACCAAUUCUGAGUCUCCCUCUGUCACGAUGGUCACCCUCCUGUCCAACCUGGGCAGCCAAUGGAGCCUGUGGUUCGGCUCCUCGGUGCUGUCUGUGGUGGAGAUGGCCGAGCUCAUCUUUGACCUCCUGGUCAUCACAUUCCUCAUGCUGCUGCGGAGGUUCCGAAGCCGAUACUGGUCUCCGGGCCGAGGGGGCAGGGGUGCCCAGGAGGUGGCCUCCACUCCGGCUUCCUCCCUCCCCUCCCAUUACUGCCCCCGCCCCACAUCCCCCUCCCCACCCCCACCAGGCCCUGCCACUUCCCCAGCCUUGACAGCCCCUCCACCUGCCUAUGCCACUCUGGGCCCCUGCCCUUCUCCGUCCAGCUUGGUGCGGACUGACUACUCUGCCUAUACUCUGGAGGAGCCCUGAGAGGGAAAGAACAUGUCCCCCCUCCACCCAAGGCAGGCGCUUCCCCUGGUGGGAGGGGACCAGGCUUGGCAGGAUGAGAGAAAGUUUGGGGACUUCCUCUCAGAACUGCCCAACUGCCUUUGGUGUGGGGGAGGGAAGCAGGAUGGACAAGGGGCUACAGAAAUGGCCCAGUGAACAGGGGCCAAGGAACCUGCCUGGCAUUGCCCUGUCUUCCGCCCUGUCCCCUCUGGUCCUGCCUCUAGAAGAUGCUGAUUUCCCAACCCGAGCGCAAACAAGUCCACUUUUCCCUUGGAUCAGCCAGGCCAAACUUGGAGCUUCGACAAGGAACCUUCCUAGGAAACCACUGGUGACCGGAAACAAAAACAAGGGCACACAAAGGCAUGCACACUUCCUACCCAGAGAUGACUGAAGCCAACCCCGGGCCUGGCCACGCUGCUUUCCAGUGACACGUUUGCUCCUCUUCUUGAACUUGAGUGGGGAACCCCACCCAAAAGCCCCCUUUGUUAGUUCUUGGGCAAUUCUCCUUCCCAGGGCAGGGGCUGGAGCAGACCGAUGUAGUAAAGGCUUGGCCAUGCCUAGUUGGCCCCAGGACUCUUCCAGCCUCAUCUACCCUGCGCCCCAACAGAGCCAUACCCCAAUGCCUCUGCGUCCUUCAUACCUUCGCAUAUUGGCCCGAGUUCUUUCCUCAGCCUGGAAGCCUGGAGAAUUCCUGUGCAUCCCUUAGAACCCUAUUCUGGCACCACUACUGGGAAGAGUUCUGCUCCUUCUUGUCUUCCCCAGAAUUGAUCACUUCCCUCUCCCCUGGACUCCCAUAGCACGGCAUAACAUCUGUUGGAGAGUUGAUGUUGGCUUAUGCUUUCUUGUUCCUUUGUGUCUGCCU
This is a messenger RNA of Mirounga angustirostris (Northern elephant seal), 3631 nucleotides long. RefSeq names its product sodium channel epithelial 1 subunit alpha (gene SCNN1A). The record is from RefSeq and is a predicted model, not a curated record. Bases 802 to 2751 code for a protein of 649 amino acids. Gene Ontology annotation, biological process: sodium ion transmembrane transport. Gene Ontology annotation, molecular function: ligand-gated sodium channel activity. NCBI's taxonomy places the organism in Eukaryota, Metazoa, Chordata, Mammalia, Carnivora, Phocidae. Gene Ontology annotation, cellular component: plasma membrane; sodium channel complex. The transcript is spliced from 16 exons.